GCAGCCAGGCGGCCGCUGCCUCCUGCCCGAGCCGCCGCAGCCGGGACGCGCCGCCGGGAUGGCCGCGCCGGCGGCCCCCAGCCUCUUGCUGCUGCUGGCUGGCGCUGCGGGGCUCAGCCGGGCCUUCUUCUCGCUGCCGCUCCGCGUGUCCCAGCCGGCCGCCCCCCGCGCCUCGCCUCCCGCCCCGCUGCCGCUGCGACCGGGGAGCGCCGGAGGAGGGCAGCGGGAUGCCCCGGGCGAGGGAGGCGGCCUGGCCCUGGCCUCCGACCCCGUGGGCAGUCUCAACUUUUUGGCCAUGGUGGAGAAUCUGCAGGGGGACUCCGGCAGAGGAUACUACCUGGAGAUGCUGAUCGGCACCCCGCCGCAGGCGUUAAAUAUUCUGGUUGACACUGGAAGCAGUAAUUUUGCUGUAGCAGGUGUGCCUGAUCCUGAUGUCACCUCCUACUUCAAUACAGCUCUGUCAAGUACAUACAAAUCACAAGGGAUUGAAGUCACAGUUAAGUAUAGUCAAGGAAGCUGGACCGGAGUGCUGGGUACAGAUGUCAUUACUAUCCCAAAGGGAAUUGAUGGCAGCUACACCAUCAACAUUGCUACCAUUCUUGAAUCGGAGAAUUUCUUCUUACCAGGGGUUAAAUGGCACGGGAUUCUUGGUCUUGCCUAUGACACCUUAGCCAAGCCUUCAAGUUCUGUGGAGACGUUCUUUGAUUCUCUUGUGAGGCAGGCAAAGAUCCCCAACAUUUUCUCCUUGCAGAUGUGUGGUGCUGGACUGCCUGUUUCUGGAAGUGGUACCAACGGAGGUAGUCUUGUUCUAGGUGGCAUUGAACCAAGUCUCUACAAGGGUAAUAUAUGGUACACACCUAUCAAAGAGGAAUGGUAUUAUCAGGUUGAAAUUCUCAAGCUGGAGGUUGGAGGACAGAAUCUUGAACUGGAUUGCAGAGAGUAUAAUGCUGACAAAGCGAUAGUAGACAGUGGGACCACCCUCCUCCGUCUGCCCCAGAAAGUCUUCAUUGCUGUUGUGCAAGCAAUAGCUCGCACAUCCCUGAUACAAGAAUUCUCUUCUGGCUUCUGGACUGGUUCACAACUUGCAUGCUGGGAUAAAAAUGAAAGACCUUGGUCCUUAUUUCCCAAACUCUCUAUUUACAUGAGGGAUGAGAACUCUAGCAGGUCAUUUCGGAUCUCUAUCCUACCGCAGCUUUACAUUCAACCCAUCCUUGGAAUAGGAGAGAACUUGCAGUGCUACCGAUUUGGGAUCUCUUCCUCCACAAAUGCCUUGGUUAUUGGUGCUACAGUCAUGGAAGGCUUCUAUGUAAUCUUUGACAGAGCUCAGAGGAGAGUGGGCUUUGCAGUGAGUCCAUGUGCAGAGGUUGAUGGCUCUCCGGUGUCUGAGAUUGAAGGCCCUUUCACAACCACAGAUGUUGCAAGCAACUGUGUUUCUAGCAUUACUUUCCACGAACCAGUGUUGUGGAUUGCCUCCUAUGCUCUCAUGAGCCUGUGUGGAAUUAUCCUCCUUGUACUGAUCAUCCUGCUGCUUAUUCCACCACGGUGUCAGCAUCGCUACACUGACAAUGACGUGGUCAACGAUGAGUCCUCCUUGGUGAGACAUCGAUGGAAAUGAGAAACUUGAUGGUGAAACUUAGGACUUCAACAGAAUGAAAGACAAAGUACUUUGCCAAGGGGAAGAAGCCAAUGCCUCAAUCCUUUCUACAUCCAUUACAAAUUGCUGUGGAAAGCCCUCCAAAUACUCUGCAUCAUAACUUUUUAAGCUUUAUUUUCUAACACUGAUUCUGAACCAAAGCACUGUUAACCACCUCUUAAGUGCUACGGUACUGGAUUUGCUACUACAGUAAGAUGAGCCUUUAUGCUCUCGAUAGUACCUAUUUUUUUUUUUUUAAGGAAAAAAACCCUACACCAUGAUGUUCUUCCACUAUCUGAACAAAAUUGUCCAUUCCUCUUUCAUAAAAAAAGGAGUUAUCAAAAUUUUCUAACUGAUCAAACCCUGACUGUAGAAAAAGAGAAAAAAAAUUAAUAACCUUUCUUACUAAUCACAUUAAAUGAAUACUGCAUUGUGUUUACAUCAGUUCAUUUUGAAGCUGUGCUUAUGGUGCGGGGGAAAGAGAAAGGUCAGACACACGCAGCAGUUAAAGCAAGUGAGGUCAAGAAGAAGUGGUGGUUUAGGUUUUCCUUCCUCAAGAUGUCUGCUGCCACUUGAGGGGUCACCAUUCCCAGGUGUCAUUGCUAAAUAGUUUGAGGAGGUAAAAACUGGGAAACAAACUUGUUCUGCCUUAGUGUAAAACAAGACUACCUCUCUUAAUUCACAAGGAUGCUACCACUGGUAAGCAUGUGACUUAGAACUGGUCUUAAAACACAUGACGUCCCAUGCAACCAAAUGUAACUCCUGCGCUUCUUAGUAGUUGAUGUUAGAGAAAUUAAUACUUAAUAACUUUCCACUCUGGUGCACAAAAAAAGCUUUUCAGUUUUCCCCCUAUUGUGGGGUUUUGUAUGGUUAUUUUUUGUUUAAUUCAGGAUGACUGAUAUUUAGAAAAGGCUGGAUUGCAUAUGUAUAGAUACUAUAAACCUAAGGUCCAUGUUCUAUUGUGUCUUUUCCUAUUUCUAGUGAGUGUGUAACAAAAAGAAAACAAAAUGAGAAAGACAACCAAUUUUUUGCAGAGCUCAGCAAUGUAGAAGUCCAAGAGAAAAGUCUUUCCUCACGGGCAGACUGUGAAGUGAAAAUCUUAAUGCUGGCUUGUUUUUAAACACAAGCAGCAGUUGGAGGUUUUAGUUUACCUUCACUGGUGUGACAGGCAAAUGAAAAAUUUCUGUAUAGACUAUCUGAACACAAACAUGCAGUAAGACUGAAAACAAUAGUGGGAGAGAUCAGGAAGGAAUGUAUUUGACCAGACCUCCACUGUGCAAGCAUAGAUCUUAAUGCUGAGGUCGGAACACAGUAUUUUCUUUGCAGAUAGAACAAUUUUUCAUGUAUUUAGUCAGUGAGCGCUGUACCUCCAUUGCUUUUCUAGAGCAUUUGCAUAGUGAGUUCAAAAGAUAAACAAUGCAAGGUUGAACAGUCCACUGAUAACAAAUCAUCUCUUUGAAAAAUAACAGAAAAAAAUCUUUUGCAUUUCAAUAGCAGAGCAGUUUACAAAUCUGUGAGUAACAAGAAAGUGGUAAAAAAGGAAGCUUAGCUCAGAAUCUCCCAAUCUGUCACCUAGAAAUUUUUCUGCCUCUAAUCCCUUCCUGCAGCUUUCUGAUUCAUACUGCCUUUGCUUCUGACUCUGAAGGGAACAAGUGGAUUUUUUAUUUUUUUUUUCCAGGAUGGUGCUUUUACAGAGGUGUGCGUAUUACGUGUGAAAAUAAAGCGCCGUUGUUUUUUAGCUAAUGCGUAUAUCACUUCAUAACUAGAAGUGCCUGUGGUUUUCUUUCCUUUUUAAUUCCUGUGUUUCCAAACUGCUUGACUGCAUAGGGUAAAAUGAUUCAUGUUCUGAUCUAACAUCUGAAAAUGAUUUAUCUUAGAAUUAAGAGUUGGAAGUGGAAGGAAGUUUUGAGUUUGCCUCAUUCCUGCUCUGCCUCUUAGCAUUUAAGAGGAAAACAACAAUUGCGAGGAACAUAAGAAAUACAGAGUUUAGGUGUUUUCUGCCUAAUAUACCUUCCAUAUGUCUCUUUCUUCAUGUCUUUUUACUUUUUACUUCAUGUCUUUUUAAACAGGAUUUUUAGUACACUUUAUAACAAAAUGUUGUUCCUUUGGGUUUUCCUUACAGCAAAAGACUUUGCUUCAUUUUCAGUUCUCGGAUUCAGUUCCACGUAGUCCUCCUGGGUUUGGUUUGAUGCAUAACAAACCUUUUCAAAGUUGUAUUCCUUCUUGUAUAGUAUAGUAAUAUAAGUAAUGCUUUUGUCACCUGUUUCAAACAGAAACAUGCUGUGCAUGUUUGGAUUGAUAUAGUAGUAAACAAAGAGCCCUUUUUCAAUUCAGAAAGCACCAACAGUAUAUGCUCGCAGAAUGCAUUAACUUCUUCUGUUUCCCUCUUCCCUCCUCUCUCUUUAUCACAAGGAGUUUUAGGAAGGAAUUUAUUGGGAAAGGUUCCUGCUAUGCUUCUGACGACAAGCUAGAGUUGUUCUGAGUUGUUUAACAAAGUCUUCUUAGUGUAGAAAAUUCCACAUAAAAGCCUUUCAGUUUUACCCUUUCAUUUUGAAUGUCAUUGGUCAAGACAUUUUAAUAGAAAUACUUGAAUUAUAUGAGCAAUAAUCAAGUAGGACAAAUGAAAUAGUGAUAUAUUCUUGAGUUUUCAUGGCAUCCCUUGCCACUCAAAUUUAGUUUAUAGUAAAAUGCUGUCAGUGACAUCUACUAGCAGCAGAAAAUUCAUCUCAGCUUGUAAAUUGAUACUUACAUUGGCAGAUAUUCAGGUGAGUAUUGCUUUGUUGCUCUGGCAACAAGAAGAGCAAUAGAAACCCUUGAGGGUUGAUUUUUAGCCUACAGCACAUUAAGAAAAAUAAUGCUUUUGAGCAUUUUUCCAUGAAAGAUGAAAUA
Molecule: messenger RNA, 4522 nt
Organism: Numida meleagris (helmeted guineafowl)
Lineage: Eukaryota; Metazoa; Chordata; Aves; Galliformes; Numididae
Gene: BACE2
Product: beta-site APP-cleaving enzyme 2
Exons: 9
Coding region: 59-1615 (518 amino acids)
Biological process (GO): amyloid-beta metabolic process; membrane protein ectodomain proteolysis
Cellular component (GO): membrane; trans-Golgi network; endosome
Molecular function (GO): aspartic-type endopeptidase activity
Source: RefSeq, a predicted model, not a curated record